AUGAAUAUCCUCUUGAUCUGUGAAGACUACCAUUUUGUCCUUAAGGAAGAUUGUCCUCUAGUGCCUCUCGCCAAUGCCAUUAGGGCUGUGACUAAGCGAUAUGAUCGCUGGGUCAACGCCAACAACAAGGCCUACUGCUACCUGUUAACAGCAAUGAAUGAAGUGCUGAGAACUCAGCAUGAAGGCCUUGCGACUGCUAGAGAGAUCAUGGACUCACUUCAGAGGAUGUUUGGACGUCCAUUUAAUUCAGCCCGACACGCUGCUGUCAAAGUCGUUAUGAAUAGCCAUUUGAAGAAUGGUUCUUCUGUGCGUGAGCAUGUGCUUAAGAAGUUUAAUUAUCUUAAUGAAGCUAAAAUUAAUGGGUCUCAGAUUGAUGAGAAGACUCAGGUUGACAUGACACUGGAGACACUUUCUCCUGAUUUUCUUCUAUUCAGGACAAGUUAUCUGAUGAACCAAAAGAAUGAUAACUUGACUGAGCUCCUGAAUGAGCUGCAUCAAUUUGAGUCCCUUAUAGGUGAUAAGGGAGGCAAGGCAAAUGUUGCCGAAGCCAACGCAACCGAGGGAAUGUAA
This is a messenger RNA of Morus notabilis, 570 nucleotides long. RefSeq lists its product as uncharacterized. Lineage: Eukaryota; Viridiplantae; Streptophyta; Magnoliopsida; Rosales; Moraceae. The coding region runs from base 1 to 570 and encodes 189 amino acids. The record is from RefSeq and is a predicted model, not a curated record. The transcript has a single exon.